AACUGUGUUGAGAACGGAAAGAAAACGCAUUUGAGACAUUUUUAACUUUCAUCGCUGAAGAGGCGCCGGGGUUCUACCUCGUCAAGCGCAGCCCAAAUGGUCUCAAUCCUAAAAUUCAAGGUGAUAGGCAACACUAUUCAUAAUUAUUAACUUUUCCACUUUACUGGUGGAUCUCCUUUUAAAUUCACAGCCGGACAGGCUCGCUAAUUCUGCAGAGGAAAUACUGACCACAAAUACAUGUCCGGAUCACAAUAGCGCUUCAAUGCACGCUGACCUCGUCUCACACCGGUGAAGGGAGCGCAGUGUUGGCUGCGGUAUAUGUGUCGGAUUUAAACCACUUCCCUGAGCUGGUGUUGAAACAUCUUUAAAAUACAAAGCCAGCCCUGAUCGCUCAGUGUGUGUGAAAGUGAAAACCAGCAUCCUCUUUAGAACAGACACGGCUCUUCGUCUCUUCAUUAGAGCGCUAGCUAUGGAGAUGGAAAACAUCUACGAAGUGGUGCAUCCUCCAGACCAGGAUAUCUACUCUUUCCUCACAGCAGUGGAGAAACAGCCUGGGAAACACACAGUAAACACGACUGUGAAGAAAGCCAGUUCCUGCAACUGGGCUGCUGUGGUUUUUGCUGUGCUGUGGAUCCUCUCUGUGUCCGUCGCCCUGGGUGUGAUCUUUCACAGGAAUGCAGAGUAUGCCAGCCUCUUUCAAAAGUAUUCUGACCUGCAGAAUCAACUGAAGAACUAUACAGACAUGACAGUGUGGAAGUGGAUCCUCGAUACUGCAGCUAAUGUGACUCUGGACCCUGAUACAGUGCACCCCAAACUCAUCCUGUCUGAGGACAGGAAACAAGUCAGACUUGGAGACACAAGACAGCCUCUCCCUGACAAUCCAAAGAGAUUUGAUUAUGUUGUCAGUGUCCUGGGGAGGCAGGGCUUCACCUCAGGGAGACACUACUGGCAGGUGGAGGUGGGGGAGAAGACUAAAUGGGAGUUAGGAGUGGCCAGAGAGUCCAUCAACAGGAAGGGGAUGAUUACACGGAGUCCAAAGAAUGGACUCUGGAUUAUGUGGCUGAAGGAUGGAGAGUACAAGGCUCUCACUGACCCCUGGACCCCUCUCCCCCUCAGCGUGAAGCCCCAGAAGGUGGGGGUGUAUCUGGAUUAUGAGGAAGGGCAGCUCUCCUUUUACAAUGUGGAGACCAGAUCUCACAUCUACACUUUCAAUGACACCUUCACUGAGAAGCUCUAUCCAUACUUCAACCCUGGUCCUAAUAAAGAUGGUAAAAACGCAGCCCCACUGAUCAUCCUCCCUGUCAGUGAUACAGAUUGAAUAAAGUGGUGUAUCUGUAUGACAGCCUACACCAGCACUGAUAAUCCUGUUCAUUGCAUUAUUACUUGCCCAUCUAUAUCUUUGUCUACCUGUAAUUGUUUUACUGAUUAGCUUGACAAAACUAUGGGGACGCCCGUCACAUUUAACACACCCCUGUGACUGGAGCACAUGGGCUGUCCCUCACAUGCCUGAUUCAUUUAACACACCCCUGUGAUUUGUCACUGUGCUCAGCCUCAUCACUGUGCUCAGCCUCAUCACUGUGCUCAGCCUCAUCAAUGCCCACCUUGCAUUGUAAUGAACAUAUUUCAGUUGUGUUGUUGUUUUAAAUUCAUCUUUUUGCAAGAGAUGCAUUGAUUCCUUUAUGCUAACAUGACACUGGAUUGCAGUCACAAUGACAUGUAGAUUUAGAUGCUUAUUUUUAGAUGCUUGAGGUUUUUUUUGAAAUGUAUAUUAAAGGGUUGCUUCACACCAUCUGAGAAUGACAUCAGUGAGCAAUAACAACAAUAGAGAAUGCUAGAGAUGAAACUAUGAUAUUAAACAGGUACGGAAUUAACCAUGUGGAUGAUGAGUGCCAGGAUCCCUUUACAAUAUGUAUCAAAGUUGCUUAUUUAGACGUUCAUGCAAGUAGGGUUCAGAUCUUUUAACUUUCUAUACCAGAGCCCUUGCUUUUAGAAAUGUGGACUUGGUCAGAUCGCGCUGUUUUGGGUUCACGUGGCUGAACCAGAUUAAGCUCCAGGUUUUUGAAAUCUCUGCUCCAUUAAUAAAUAUUUUAAUUUCUA
Messenger RNA from Acipenser ruthenus (sterlet), 2097 nucleotides. RefSeq names its product E3 ubiquitin-protein ligase TRIM39-like. The record is from RefSeq and is a predicted model, not a curated record. NCBI's taxonomy places the organism in Eukaryota, Metazoa, Chordata, Actinopteri, Acipenseriformes, Acipenseridae. The transcript is spliced from 5 exons. Gene Ontology annotation, molecular function: protein binding. Bases 470 to 1318 code for a protein of 282 amino acids.